ACUGGAGUCGUGCAUCGCUUGUGCCUCUGCUAUCAGUACUGCUGUUUGUUUCCGAUAUCGAUACAGCCACCCAUCGACACGUACACGACUUGUUCUAGUACGUCAAUGAGAGGAUUUAUUUUAUAUAAAAGCUGAACAGUAGGAUUGUCGCGUGAGAUCUGCCGGCUUGAAAACGUACGACCUGUUCAUCAUGACGAUGUUCUUUAGUAAUACGAGUGUGAAGCAGUUUUUGGGUCUGCACCUGUUUGAAGUUGGCUACCUUGGAGUGUUGGCAGUCCUGCCUUUCCUGGUGGCUAUCCCUGCGAUAGGAUUGACUAUUCUAGCAGUACUAGCCUUCCUCAGCUUUAGUUCUAUAUGGAGGAUGCUUACCUUUCGAUGGGUAUCUAAUCCAGACAGAAGGUCGGUGUUCAUCACAGGCUGCGACACAGGGUUUGGCCAUGCUUUGGCAAAGCGUAUGUCUUCUCUGGGGAUGACUGUGUAUGCUGGCUGUCUAAACCCAGAGGGAGAAGGUGCCAAACUUCUUAAAACAGCAACUUCUAGUGAAAACAUACACGUCAUCCCUCUCGAUGUCACUUCAGAAGAAUCAGUGAUGAGUGCUGUUGAUGUUGUGAAAAAGAAAACAAAAGAUGAAGGUGUUUGGGCACUGGUGAACAAUGCUGGGGUCAGCUGUCUGGUGGAUGUAGAGUUCUGUUCCAUGGAUACAUACAGGAAGGUUACUGAGGUCAACUUACUAGGGACUGUUCUUGUUACCAAAGCUUUUCUUCCCCACAUCAGGAAAUGUCAAGGGCGGGUGAUCAAUGUGACAAGUGCAGCGGUAUGUUAUCCCUAUCACUCUGCGCAUGCUAUGACAAAGGCAGGAUGUGAUGCCUUCUCUAACAGCUUACGUAGAGAAAUGCGAAAGUUUGGUGUCCGAGUAAUUACUGUAGAACCAGGCAAUUUUUACGGAGCCACUGGAUUGCUAAACAAGUCCAUAAUGUCCAGUCUAGAGAAGGAACACCAGCAGGUUUGGGAGAAGGCCCACCCUGAGGUGAAGACAACUUAUGGAAAGAACUAUUUUGCUGCUGUCCAGCAGUCCAUAUCUAAAUUUUCUGCCACUAGCUGUAAUUCUCUAGGACCAGUCGUGGACAAGUUAGAGGAGGCCAUAUUAUCAACAAGGCCAGGAUCAUGUUACCUGGUGGACGGAAGCAGUCUGCUCUUUGAUAUACACAAUAUGUUACUGAGAUUGCGCUGGCUGGUACCACAGCAUUGUUUGGACAUCUUCAUGGAAUGGGAAUUUCCUAGUGGCCUGUCAUCGUCUGCCAAGAAAAGCAGAUGACACUGACCUACUUUCAGCAUACUAGCAUGUGUAAUAAUUUAUUCAUUUGAUGUCUCAUAAUAAAAAAAGAAAACCUUG
Ylistrum balloti is the source of this 1393-nucleotide messenger RNA. Its product is annotated as D-beta-hydroxybutyrate dehydrogenase, mitochondrial-like. The transcript is spliced from 7 exons. The coding region runs from base 191 to 1315 and encodes 374 amino acids. The record is from RefSeq and is a predicted model, not a curated record. NCBI's taxonomy places the organism in Eukaryota, Metazoa, Mollusca, Bivalvia, Pectinida, Pectinidae.